This is a messenger RNA of Papilio xuthus (Asian swallowtail), 1978 nucleotides long. RefSeq names its product serine protease inhibitor 2 (gene serpin-2). Gene Ontology annotation, molecular function: serine-type endopeptidase inhibitor activity. The record is from RefSeq and is a predicted model, not a curated record. The transcript is spliced from 9 exons. The coding region runs from base 178 to 1371 and encodes 397 amino acids. Lineage: Eukaryota; Metazoa; Arthropoda; Insecta; Lepidoptera; Papilionidae.
UGACAUAAGCUCACCGGUUCUGAUAAUCUUAUCGGUCUACAAAUAUAUAAAAUAUACAAAAUUUCAUUGAUAAGACAGAUAAGGAUAGUGAUUUCCAUUUCAAAAUACCAAUCAUUAGUUGUCUUUUCUUAUCAUUAAUUGUUCAUCAUAGCGCACAGUUACAUUUUAUAAUUGUCGAUGCGGACGUUUAUUAAUAUAGUUCUACUAAUUUUAACGGAUUUAAUAGUAUUUUCUUUAACUGACAACAUGGGUGAUAAAGCUGUGACUUCGGCUAUCGCGCAAUUCUCGGCAAGGUUUUGCAAUGAACUUGACAAAAGUACAAGUGUGGUUUCCUCUCCAUUGUCAGCAGAAUUUGUGUUAGCUCUUCUUGCUUUGGGCACAACAGAUCCUGCUCAUGAAGAAUUGUUAACAACCCUGGGGAUUACCAAUGAUGAUGCUGUUCGUUCCUCAUUUUCUGCGGUAUCAUCAAAUUUAAGAUCUGUCAAAGGCGUGACAUUGAAUGUAGCUAAUAAGGUGUAUUUAAUGGAAGGAAAUUAUGAUCUGAAUGAACAACUGAAAGAAGAUGCAGUUAAAGUGUUUGAUGCCUCCUUUGAAAAGGUUGACUUUAGUAAUGGUGCUGCUGCUGCGGAAAUCAUCAAUAAAUGGGUUGAGAGCAAAACAAAUGACAAAAUUAAAGAUCUUAUUUCAAGUGACAGCUUAAACAGUGACAGCCGACUUGUGCUGGUUAACGCUCUUUAUUUUAAGGGUACAUGGAAAAAACAGUUUGAUCCGUCCAAUACAUUGGACCAACCAUUCAAUGUGGACAUGGAGAAAACUGUAAUGGUACCAAUGAUGUACUUGGAAGACAACUUCACGUAUGGAGAAAGCCAAGAAUUAGGAGCACAGUUAUUGAAAAUGCAUUAUGUUGGCGAAAAAGCGAGUAUGCUUAUUGUAUUGCCGAAUGAAAUCAAUGGACUUGACGGCGUGCUGAAGAAACUGGCCGACGGCUACGACUUGAUGGCUGAAGUUGACAAUAUGUUCAACACUAAAGUACAAGUCACCAUACCAAAGUUCAAGAUCGAAACUGAGAUUGAUUUGUGUGAUUUACUGCCAAAGCUUGGCAUCAAAGCAAUCUUCGACAGUGCCAAUUCAGGCCUUACUAAGGUGUUGAAUACUGAUGAAAAAUUAUACGUAUCAAAAGCAGUACAGAAAGCUUUCAUUGAAGUCAACGAAGAGGGCGCUGAAGCGGCAGCUGCUACCGGCAUGGUGAUGAUGAUGAGGUGCGCGCGGCCCCCCGCCCCCCGCUUCCGCGCAGACCGGCCCUUCCUCUACGCGCUGCUCGACUCGCAGAGUAACUUCCUCUUCGUAGGAUCUUACCGCGCACCGGCAUAAGUAACAAUUCUCCAGAAAUUUAUUGCAAUCAAGUCAAACUGUUUGUAAUCUGCUUGCAUAUUUAUCACGUAUUACGUUUGUCGUGUCGUGUCUGUGUCUGAGAAAUCUUGCAAUUUUUUGCUACUUCUACGAUUGCUUGCGCUUUAUAUGUAUUAUUUAAUAAUUUCAUGAUCACUCAGUAUCGAGUUAUAUAAAUCACAUACAAUUUUAUGAAUUUUGGUCAUAUCAUAAUCAAAUUUUCCCUCAUAUUCAAGUUAAUUUCAAAAUAAAAAGUCUAACUUUUAUUUAAUAUCUAUGGGCAGCCGUAUUAUUAUCUAUUUCGGCGUAUUAAGAUUGCCUAUUGCAAACGAUUGCCACCUUAUGAUACAUAAAUAUAAAAAAAAUUAAAAUUCAAGGACUUAUUACUUUUGUUAAGGGUAGGUAAGGUAGUUAUGGCCACCUGUUAAAUCAUCAGUUUCAUUUUGUUGAAUUUCUUGUUUGUGGAUCCGUGUACUGACCCAAAGUGCUUGUAUUACAGCAAUGGGCAUCAUGCUUUGCUCCGCGAUGAUCGGGGAGCCCCCUGUGCCGCGCUUCGACGCUGACAGGCCCUUCCUAACUGUCAUACUUG